Molecule: messenger RNA, 1982 nt
Organism: Dinoponera quadriceps
Lineage: Eukaryota; Metazoa; Arthropoda; Insecta; Hymenoptera; Formicidae
Product: chromodomain-helicase-DNA-binding protein 1-like
Exons: 4
Coding region: 102-1112 (336 amino acids)
Biological process (GO): negative regulation of transcription by RNA polymerase II; chromatin organization
Cellular component (GO): pericentric heterochromatin
Molecular function (GO): chromatin binding
Source: RefSeq, a predicted model, not a curated record
CGAGUAAGAAUUCCAAGGGGACUGUGAUAUUUUGCUCGCAGACAUUGUGGACAGCGUAUCGAAACGGAGUUGCGCGACUACGUAUCGAAGGGCGUCGUAUUAUGCGUCGAUUCAACAUGCGGAACAAGCGUGGAAAGUCGGGGACGAUGAGCGGCGGUAGCGACUCGGAGGAAAAUGGCGGCCUCGUCGGUAACGACAAAGAAGCGACGCAGAAGCCCGCCGCCGGUAGGAACAACUACAACGCUGCGUCCAAGACGGCUGCGAGCACCAUCAUCAUGCGAAAAUCGACUCUGAAGAGGCGCUCGCGCAGCUCAGCGCAACAGAAACAGCCGGUGGCGGCGGACAACGACGCCGCCGAGGUGAGAGACGACUCGUCGACCGCGGGAAAACUGGAGGAACGGGAGAACGGCGAGAAGAUCGCGGGGAAGCCAUCCCCGAACAAGCGCAAGAAGAAGGACCAGAGAGCGUCCACCUCGGCGCGCGAUAGCGAAGACAACGAUGAGUACGAGGUGGACGUGAUCGUCGGUCAUCGCACUAUCAAGGGUCGUCGACAAUUUUUGGUACGAUGGAAGGGUUACAGUAGUGUAUCGGACUCUUGGGAGAAUGAAAAGGACCUCAACUGUCCUCAAUUGAUAGAGGACUUUCUGGCGAUGGAGAAGGAGGACAGUAAACAAGUAAAAGUGACGAAAGCAAAAACACCCAAAGCUGACAAAUCUAAGAAAACUAGAGGUAGUUCCGCAAAACAGACAGAAAACGAUGAGCCGAGUGUUAAAGACGAUGUUAAAGAUAAGGAGAGCUUGAAGGAGUUCGAGGUCGAGAGAAUAAUCGAGGUGCACUUCAAGAAGAACGGGAAGAGAGAAUUCUUGAUCAGAUGGAAAGGGUUCAGUGCAACAGACGACACCUGGGAGCCGGAAGAGAAUCUUAAUUGUCCGGAUUUAAUCUCCAAGUUUAUGCAAAAGCUGGAGAAAAUGAAAACCGCGGAUCUUCGGGAACUCAGGACGAAUCGGGCGCACACUAAACGGUACACCUUGUCGACACAUGACUCCGGGAGGAGGUUAUCUCGACGCCACAUGGACAAGCAAAGGGCAACCUACCACGAGUGCGAUGAGUGAAUAUCAUCGUGGUCCCAGUAUCUUUAUUCUAUUCAAAGAAUUUACUUUAUACGUAUAGUCUGUAGUUUUACAAGAGAGAAAAAAAAAGGGAAGAUGUAAGGAGUUUUAAGGAUGAAACAAAAAAAAAAGAAUAUAUCAAAAUGCGAAUAAUUUGCAAUAUACGGUACUAGGAACUAUGAAUAUAUGGUGUGUGUACGCUCCGUUUGUGAAGAGCGACGUGUCUGUGAAUGAGAAAAAGAUGAUUGAUCUAUAUAUAUAUAUAUAUACACACACACACGCACUUUGCUGUCUGCUUUAGAUAUUUCUGUUCGAAGAAAAGUGGUAUCAUUGCGCAUACACUUUUUAAAAACAAUACCAUGCCCGUGGGAGAAAAGAGAGAGAGAGAGAGAGGGAAAAAUGCGAAAUGCAAUUCUAUUAUUUCUGUAAGAUACAUUACAGUAAUCGAAAGGAACGAUUUCCAGAACCGUACUUACCCCUUUUUCGGUCAAGUACAGGAGAGAAUUUUUAGACGCGGGUAUUACCACACAACAAGAAUGAGUUUUAUUGUAUUUGUAUACAAUCAGUAACAUGCGAUCGUGUGUGACCAAUGUAGCUUACAUAUUAAUAUAUAACAAUUUGGAUUAGAUCGAUACUGUCUGACGUUGCUUGUUCUGUGUAAUACUUUCAAUAUAUGUUUAUAGCAGUCUAGCGAAUGCGUAGUAUUAUAGAAAAGUACGGUCCUGGUAACGUUUUUACUCACGCAAGGUAAAACAUGCCGAAUAACUUGAUUUGUGAGAUAAUUAUAUAACAUUUAUCAUUUCAUGUGUGAACGAUUAGAGUAUUCGCCUAUCAGGGAAUAGACGAAAUAAAUACUUGAACUUUAUGUGGAAA